CAUUUACUAAGAACAUGAAAUUUGUUACAGAUAUGGCUGAAAAAUCAUUGCGUUUGAAUCAGCGUGUUGAAGUGACUGGAAAAGAUGUGCGUGGCAUUGUUGCCUAUGUUGGCAGCACUAUGUUUGCAAGUGGAAAAUGGAUUGGUGUUAUACUUGAUGAACCAAAAGGAAAGAACAGUGGGACAGUGCAAGGAAAGUCAUAUUUUCAGUGCAAAGAAAACCAUGGGAUGUUUGUGCGACAGUCCCAGCUGACCUUGCUAGAUGCUUCUGGUACCCCUGUCAGUGAUGCAGUGAGUCCAACUCCAGGUGCUUCGACUGCAACUACGCCUGAUGAUGGUGGAAAAUCACGAUCUAGAUUAAGCAGCAUUCGUAAGAAGGCUGAGCCUACUACCGUGAGACGUAAGUCUUCUCCUGCCCAUGGACCGAGAACUAAACAAGAAAAAAUGAGCUCCAGAUUGUCUCUAGUCAGCAGCCGUAGCCAAGGAGAUUUUCUGGGUAAAGAUGACCCUGGAUAUGGUAUUGACAUGUCCAGCCCUCAACAGACUUCUGAGCCAACUUCCAAGAGAGCUUCUUUCAUUGAGAAAUUCUCUACGGCCUCUAAACAGGGGUCUGCACCCUCUAAGCAGGUUCAUGUAGUCUUGAAGCAGGCUUCGAAAAGAUCACGAGUGUUGGCGGAAGCUAGCGUUGGGGAGGAACAAACAGGAUUUGUGGAAACAUUGAAGCCACAGUAUAUUCCUGGUCAGGCAAUGAUCUCUCCUGGUGCAUCUUCUGGUUCUACCACAGUUGAAGAGAAGCUCAGCAAUUUACAGAAUCAGCAGGAAAUUGAGAAUCUAAAAUCAGAUGUGGCAGACUUGCAAGAGAAAAUUGAGACAUUGAAAGUGAAACGGUUGCAAGACAAAGAAAAAUUGAAGGACUUUGACAAAAUGAAAUUACAACUGGAGCAACUUCUUGAAUUCAAAUCUCGCAUAAUGGAGUCACAGACUUCUCUUCAGAGAGAAGUGCAGCGUGCUAAGCAGGAAGCCAGGGAAGCAAUUGAGGCUAGAGACACGCACGCUGAAGAGAUGGCAGAUUUNCCCCCCCAAAGCAUAAUUUUUACAUUAAAAGUGUCAAUGUAACAUUUAUCAUAGGCAGAGACAUUGCAGUUGGAACUAGAAGCAUCACGAGAAAAGAUAGAAGAGUUGACGUUGGAUUUGGAGAUAAUUAAAGCAGAGAUGUCGGAAAGAGCCGGAGGGGGGACUGGUGAGUCCACCGUGUCAACGUACGAGAUGAAACAACUAGAACAGCAGAAUAACAGACUGCGGGAUACUUUAGUGAGAAUGAGAGACCUGUCUGCUCAUGAGAAGCAUGAGUUCCAGAAGCUCCAGAAGGAUCUGGACCAGAAGAAGUCUGAGAUCGCAGAGCUGGCUCGCACCAAAGAGAAACUAAGCUCAAGAGUGGAAGAAAUGGAGCACCAAAUUGCUGACUUGCAGGAGCAGGUUGAUGCAGCAUUGGGAGCAGAGGAAAUGGUUCAGCAGCUGGCAGAUUCCAAGCUGACCCUUGAAGAACGUGUGAAGGAUUUGGAGGAAGCAGUAGCAGAUUUAGAGGCAUUGCAAGACAUGAACGAGCAGCUGCAAGAAGGUAGCCGAGAACUGGAAGUGGAACUUAGGGAAGAAGUGGAUCUUGCUCAUUUUGCUACUAGAGAGGCACAGCGCGAGAAGGAAGCGGCUUUAGAAACACUGGCAGAUCGAGAGAUGACUAUUGCCAAGUUCCGGGAACUGGUGCAACGCAUGCAGGAGCAGAGUCAGGAGCUGCAGCAUCAGUUGGAGAGGGAGUCCAGCAAACCUGUCUCUGCCUUGCCAGAGAUCCUCGAUUUCAAG
Molecule: messenger RNA, 1856 nt
Organism: Cryptotermes secundus
Lineage: Eukaryota; Metazoa; Arthropoda; Insecta; Blattodea; Kalotermitidae
Product: dynactin subunit 1-like
Source: RefSeq, a predicted model, not a curated record